GCCGCGGAGGCGCUGGCGGGAGCGGGGGAGCCUCGGCCGCAUCGCAGCCCCAGAGCCUCGCCGCGCGCCGCGUGCGUAGCGCUUGGUUUCGGUGGGCGCUUCGCCCGCGGCGGCGGCGGCGCGGCCCCUGGCGUUUUGCGACUCGGACGAUUGUGCGACCUUGGCGGCGAGGAGGUCGUCCUCUUCGGCGUUGCACGCGCGUCGCCGGCGGCACUCGCGGCUGCGCUCCGCCGCACCGAGGUCCUGGCCACCGCGCGGUGCGGCCCGGGCGGCGACGACGGCGGGGUCGCCGGGCGCCUCCGCGUCGCGCACGUGGCGCUCCUCUGCGACGCAGGGCAAUCCGACGCCGCCCUAAGCCGCUGCGCCGCUACGUGCACCGCCGCAGCGCCGCGCGGCCCUGCCCGCACGGCGCUCGCCGCUGCUGUCGCCCUCGAGGACCGCGUGCGACGGAGUCGCGACGGCAGCCCCAUUCCGCGCGCUGCACUUGCGGCCGCCGCGGCGCCGUCGUCCUUCGAUCAGCUCGGGUCGCGGGCUGGCGGCCGCCUCAACGCGCUGACCGCCGCGGAGGCCGCGCCUGCGCCCGCCCCCGUCGCGCGACCGCCGCCGCCGGCUGCGCCCGCCGUGUUGUGCCCUGCGCGGACUGACGCCAUCGACGCCAAGCCUGGGUGGUUCCGACGCAAGCUUUCCGCCGUCCUCUACCCAGACGCGACGCGCGUCGACCUCGCCGAAGCGUCUGCACCUGCGGCCUACUACGACAAAGCCUGCGGUCGAUGGAUCCUUCCUGACACCGAUGGAAAGGACGGGCACUCAACUGCUGCCCCCCCGCUGCGCGCCCCGCCGCCGUCGGCGUCGAUGCGCCCCCCGGGGCUUGCGCCCGCGGGUCAAUCUAGCCCCCCGCUGCCCUCGCCGCGGCGCGCGGCCUCGACGUCUGCCAUGGCCGCCGAUCCGCUCGCCGCCAUGAUGGCGCCACCGCCAAUGCGCGCCGUGCCACGUGCCCAACGCGUCGGAGAUGCCAUGACAAUCCGUGCGCCACAAUCACAAUCGACACCUUCCUUCGCAACCUUUGCAUAA
Pelagomonas calceolata is the source of this 1071-nucleotide messenger RNA. Lineage: Eukaryota; Pelagophyceae; Pelagomonadales; Pelagomonadaceae. The record is from the annotation of a GenBank genome assembly.